Molecule: messenger RNA, 1275 nt
Organism: Ramularia collo-cygni
Lineage: Eukaryota; Fungi; Ascomycota; Dothideomycetes; Mycosphaerellales; Mycosphaerellaceae
Product: probable Norsolorinic acid reductase
Exons: 7
Coding region: 1-1275 (424 amino acids)
Source: RefSeq, a predicted model, not a curated record
AUGGGCAUGGUACUUAAAGCUACAUUGAAUCGCCAGCUUACUGCUUUCUUCAAUUUCAUACCAUUCGUCACCCACUACUUGUCGACCAAGAAACCCUUCCAGAUGUCGUUGUUUCCACCAGCUCCCAAGCCAAAGUCCCUGUUGGGAUACCACCGUAUUCUUUCCCCAACAGCCGGCGUUCGCGUUUCUCCGCUAUGUCUAGGUGCUAUGAACUUUGGAGAUGCGUGGAAGGACUUUUUGGGAGAGUGUAACAAGGAGACCAGCUUCGCAAUGCUCGAUUUCUUUUAUCAGAACGGUGGUAACUUUGUGGAUACCGCGAACAACUAUCAAGGAGAAGAGAGUGAGACUUGGAUUGGAGAGUGGAUGCAGAAGAACCAGAAUCGUGAUGAGAUGGUCCUUGCCACGAAGUAUACCACGGGUUACAGGACGAUCUCUGAUGCCACGGAGAAGAUCAAGUCCAAUUUCCAGGGCAACCAUAGCAAGUCUUUGAGACUUUCUGUCAACGCGAGCUUGAAGAAGCUGCAGACGGACUAUAUUGAUCUCCUAUACGUCCACUGGUGGGACUAUACGACCAGCAUUCCAGAGUUGAUGAAUUCCCUGCACCAACUAAUCAUGGCUGGCAAAGUCUUGUACUUGGGAAUCAGUGAUACACCUGCGUGGGUCGUUGUCAAGUGCAACGACUACGCUCGAUUCCAUGGCCUGACGCAGUUCAGCGUGUACCAAGGGCACUGGUCGGCGGCUUUCCGCGAUUUUGAGCGAGAGAUUCUACCCAUGAUUGAGGCGGAAAAUAUGGGUAUCGCGCCAUGGGGCGCUCUGGGUCGUGGACAGCUCAAAUCCGCCGAGGAGUACAACGAUGCGAAUCGCGAUGGUCGCAAAAUGGCCCCUCAGAGUGAAAAGGUUCGCAAAAUGGCCGCGAAACUGGAUGAAAUAGCCAAGAAGAAGAAUACCGCCAUCACCUCCAUUGCUCUCGCGUAUGUGAGGCACAAGGCGCCGUAUGUCUUCCCAAUCGUCGGCGGCAGGAAGAUCGAACACUUGAAGGGCAAUAUCGAGGCUCUUGGUAUUGAACUUACACAGCAGGAGAUUGACGACAUCGAGGAUAGUGAAGACUUUGAUGUUGGAUUUCCGACCAGCUUCUUAUUUCCAGGCAAGCCGUACCGCACUAGAUAUACCACGAUGGAUAUGCCAUUGGUCAUCACCAACACACCGCUGGAAUCUCAGCCCAAGCCGCAGGUCAUCGAACCUAGGCAAGGUGAGAAGACACUCAAGCUGGGUUGA